Verruconis gallopava is the source of this 1896-nucleotide messenger RNA. RefSeq lists its product as uncharacterized. The transcript is spliced from 4 exons. The coding region runs from base 1 to 1629 and encodes 542 amino acids. Lineage: Eukaryota; Fungi; Ascomycota; Dothideomycetes; Venturiales; Sympoventuriaceae. Gene Ontology annotation, biological process: transmembrane transport. The record is from RefSeq and is a predicted model, not a curated record. Gene Ontology annotation, molecular function: transmembrane transporter activity.
AUGGAGGAAUUGGCCGCCGUACAAGUCGACCCAGCGGCUGUUUCCAAGAAAUCCGAAAACGGGUUGAGUUUUAACCCUAGGAAGAACGUUCCGGCGUGGAAAUGGAUCCUCAUGUGCGUUGCGCUGUAUCUGGGCGCUCUCCUUUACGGUCUCGACACCACGGUCGCCGCCGACGUCCAGGCCCAAGUUUAUGAAGAUCUGGGCCAUAUCGAAAACUUGCAAUGGGUUGGACUGGGGUUUCCAAUGGCAUCAGCCGCGACUAUUCUGCUUUUUACUCGAGCGUACGGCUUGUUCGACGUUAAAAGGCUGCUUCUGUCCAGCCUUCUGAUCUUCGAGAUCGGCAGCGCGAUCUGCGGUGCUGCGCCUACUUCUGACGUCUUGAUUGCCGGUCGGGUCAUCGCAGGUGUUGGUGGCGCAGGAAUGUACUUGGGGGCGCUGACUUACAUCUCUGCAUUUACGACAAGGUCGGAGGCGCCUCUUUAUAACGCCUUGAUUGGGCUGAGUUGGGGCGUAGGCUCUAUUCUCGGACCUAUCGUUGGAGGUUUAUUCUCUGUUAGCAGCGCGACUUGGCGUUGGGCUUUCUACAUCAAUCUUCCACUGGCAGCUUUUCUGCUGCCCGUCUACGUAUUCAUCUUUCUCCCACGCAAUCCUCGCCCGGAUCUCACUUUAAAAGAGAAGCUCUCUAUGAUUGACUGGGUCGGAGCCACACUAAGCGCUGCUACUUUUGUGAUAUUCAUCGUUGUUGUCUGCUUCAGUGGUUCAACCUAUACAUGGGGAUCCAGAGAAGCCAUAGCUCUCUGGGUUGUGUUCGGAGUUUGUCUGAUCAUGUUGACUGUUCAGCAAGCUUUCCACAUGUUCACAACCGAGGAAAAGAGAAUAUUUCCUGUCCAUUUCCUCAAGUCGCGCACGCUGGUUCUACUGUUCAUUGCUACUGGCAGUGCGUCCGGAGCACAGGGUAUCACGCUCUAUUAUACGCCACUUUUCUUUCAAUUUACGAAGGGGGACUCAGCUUUACGAGCAGCUGUCCGUCUCCUACCUUUCAUUUGCCUCUUCAUUUUCUUUGUGAUGGUUGCAGGGGCAUCGCUACCGAUCUUUGGCAGAUAUAAUCUCUACUAUCUUCUUGGCGGCGGCCUUAUCACUGUUGGGUCCGCCUUGUUGUUCACAAUCCAUACAACUACGGCCAGCAGCAACAUCUACGGUUACGAAAUUAUGAUAGCAGCAGGUACAGGCUUGGCAUGGCAGAAUGCCUACGCGGUUGCUGUUUCCAAAGUCUCGGCAAAGGAUGUGCCGAAGGCACUUGGCUUCAUCAAUUUUGCUCAACUCGGGAGCACCUCCAUUUCGCUCGCAAUCGCCGGAUCAAUAUUCCAGAAUAUCGGAUACCAUAACCUCAAGAACGCGUUUGCAGGCUAUCCUUAUCCCGAUGGUUACAUACGCUCCGCUUUGGCUGGGCGCAUUUCUCCGGUGUUCUCCUCAAAUGAUGAAACCGCCAUCAACAUUGCUAUAGUUGCUGUUGCAGAGACUAUUCGAAAAACAUUCGCGCCACCCAUGGCAGGUGGUGCGUUGAUGAUCAUAUGCUCUCUCCUUAUGAAAGUCGAGAAACUAGAUUUGAGCGUCGUCGCUGCAGGCUAGAAAGGUGUCGAGCCGUGCAAACCGUAAUAAUUGUUCAAUGGAAGCUCUGCAAAGGACAUGAACAUGGAAUAUUACCUGAAGAUAUCAUCAUCUCAAGUGAACUAGAGGUCUCGAAAGAAUCAGUCUGAAAUACGGACCUCUUGCUCUCCCUAUCUCACCCGCCUUGGAUGGUCAGUGUCGUAACCCCUUGCUUCUCUGAUCAAUUUUGAGUCUCUCCAAAUUCGCUUAUCCUUUUCGGCAAUAGAAAUAGAUUAGAAUUCAUUUCCG